Molecule: messenger RNA, 5362 nt
Organism: Magallana angulata
Lineage: Eukaryota; Metazoa; Mollusca; Bivalvia; Ostreida; Ostreidae
Product: protein spire homolog 1-like
Exons: 15
Coding region: 84-3941 (1285 amino acids)
Biological process (GO): intracellular transport; actin nucleation; Golgi vesicle transport
Cellular component (GO): cell cortex; cytoplasmic vesicle membrane
Molecular function (GO): actin binding
Source: RefSeq, a predicted model, not a curated record
UCUAUGUUACCUGUACACAUUCGGUACUCGCUCACUGCUCAUGUUACUUCAAAGCAAAGCGUAGCCAUGACUUGGUCAGGAUCAUGGCCCAAAUUUCAGCGACCGAUUCUAGGGAUAUAUCUGUGGAUCCACUCACUCUAGAGGAAAUUUUAACAGUGUUUAAUAAUCCCAUUAACGAGGAGCAAGCCUGGGCGGUAUGUCAUCAGUGUGCACAUUAUUUCUCUGUGGAAACUGCCCGCCGCACGUUCCGUGAUCUGUAUACACAUGGAAUAAGAUCUGUCAGGAUCAAGAAAGAUGGGAACGUGAUCAUCGAUGCUACAGAGGUGGUCCUGUCCAAGGGACAGCAAGUCCGUCGAAGAAACUCGGUGACAGGAAAGGACAUCAAGGUCGUGACCGAGAGUGAUGCUAUCCAGGCACUAGGUGUGGUCAUCUAUCAUGCCCUGGAUUACGGACUCCAGGAGUCGGAGGAGAGGCACCUCAGUCGUGACCUUGAACACCUGCUGGAGGUCAUGAUCAAUCCUGAUGAGGAGGACGAUGACGAGCUACAGAGCGCGUGUGACGAAGGCAUUGAGAAGGACGCCAAAGAGGGAUACUCAUUCACAGACAUUAUAGUGCUGUGUUCCCAGCACCUGUCCAAUGAGCAGAACAUCAGUCAGCACUAUAAGGCGGUCUGUAAGGCGCUGGUCGCCGAGGCCGAGGAACUCCUCACCUUCCUCAACCGCAUCUCCUCCGGCAAGAAGCAGCUCAAGAAGGUCGUACAGGAUGAGGACCAGUCAAGGCUCGACGAGCUUCAGAGAUCUGACUGGGCCCGACUGUGGGUUCAGAUCAUGAAGGAGUUGAGACGAGGGGUCAGAUUAAAAGCAGUGGAGCACAUCACAACACCCACUGAGUAUGAGUUAACUCCCUUUGAAAUUCUCCUGGAUGACAUCAAAUCUCGCCGCUACACCCUAAACAAAGUCAUGGUUAAUGGCGACAUUCCAACCAAGGUGAAGAAAGAUGCCCACGCUGUGAUCCUGGACUUCAUCCGCUCCCGCCCCCCUCUCCAUCCUGCAAAGAAGAGGAUAUUGAAUUCCCCACCCAAAGUGGAGCUACAGCCCAGGGAGCAGAUCCUACAAGAAAUUAGGUCACAGCCCAAAUUGAAAUCAGUGAGGGAGAGGAGGAUAGUUGAGACAUCGCGGACCAAGCUGAACAAUGAGGACGAGGAGGAGUGUCCCCAACCCGUCCGGAAGGUCAUCAAGCCCGACUUCACCCUCUUCCUGGACAGCUUUGAUGAGUCAGAAAAUGACAAUGAUUCAAGUCUUGGGUCUUCUCAAUCCAGCAUCAGCUCCCCGUCCCCUGAGAAAGACAGCGUCCGAUGGAGGAGGGCAGUGGUGAGGGAUGUAGCGACCUCUGAUCGUCAUUGUACCGUGGAACGCCGGCACUCCAUCAUGGUCUGUGAAUCCCCCCAGGUAUUUCCCUCCACCCACAGUGUCACUGCACCGCAGCCAGUAGACGCCACUGACAAUAAAUCGCAUGAGUCUCGCGGCAAGCUGAGGCGAUCAGCCCCCGUGUCCAAGUCCCGUGCAUGUGUGAAUGACGUCCGACAGAAAAGACUGUCUCUCCCCCUGCAUGGCAUUCAUGAGGAAGAUUGUGUUGAGCAUAAGACUUUGCAUGACCCUGCAUGUGGUUUUAAUUCUGUUUCUGAAGAGAGUGAAGUGUGUGAAGAGUAUGUGUUUGAUAGAUCUAAGGGUUUACGCAUGCCUAUUACGCGGUCACACUAUCAGAGUCUCCAGAGAUCCGCCACCAUCACUGAGUCUGUGGGAGGAACACAGUCCAUGUCCAAAUCAAAAAGUUCCUCUUGGGUCAGGGAGAAGCCUCGUCCCAUGGUGAGAGCAAGGAGCAGUGUGGACUUGAAGCCUACAGUUCUAGUCCGCGCUAGAAACGUCCCAAGAUCUCAGAGUUCUGACGAAGUCAGUGUGAGACAGAGAGACGGUGAACUGAGUAAACCCGAGUCAAGUGAAGACAUGGCUGCAAGACCGAGACCAAAACCUGCCCCCAGGAAGUCCAUCAGUAAGGGCAGUCCAGUGUUAGCCUGGCAGAGCGCUCAGCCAGAAACAAAGGAAGAGAGCCCUGAGUCAUCCAAGUCAGCUGUGAUUUCUGAAGGUGAAAAUAAGACCACUUCUAAGAGACCCUCAAGUGAAGUUGAAGUCAAAGUUAGGAGGAAAUCUUCUGAAUCUGUGUCUAUCAGUGAUCUGGAAAAUUCAGGUGAGAAAGUUCGAAGGUCAUCAAGACAUAGUGACAGAUCUCCAAGUCGUCGUAGUGAUAAAUCACCAAGACGACACGCAGCAGAGGGAUCCGGAGAGGAUUCCUCCAGCAGACGACAUCGAGAAUCAUCGCCAUCUAGCAGACGACACAGAGAUUCCUCCUCCUCAAGGAAACACCACAGGGAGUCCCAACAUGGCAGCGAGUCACCACGACGACACAGGAGGGAGGGAAGGGACGAGAGUAGUCAUAGUGAGAUUGUUAAUUCAGAAGAGCAGUCGAGCCACAGGCGGCGACAUAGGAGGAGUUCCAACGAGGAUGCAGCAUCUGAAAACAAAGACAGUGAUAAAUUCCUGAGACAAUCAAAGGACAGGGUUCCACUUCGACGAUCUACACGUGUGAGUGAAGAUAAUCAAAGUGAGGAAUCUAACACCACUGAUAGGAAAUCCAAAUGUGAUAGUGAACUUAGUACUGGCCGGGAAUCUCCAAAGCCUGAAGUGAGGGCGAGGAGGUCCCUGCAAUUAACUAACAGUGUGGAGGGUGAUAACCUUACAGAUCCAUCAACAACCUCUCCACAACCCGUGGCAUCAAGUGAACCAGUUCAGCGGCGUUCACUGCCCCAGACUGUCAGCAGAGCCCAGAGUCACCGCAACUUUUACCGCCACUCUACAGAUUUCAGCGGCAGCAAUGCGGUAGUUCCAGAGGUCAGCCUCGCUUCCACGACGACAACCCCGGCCAAUAGAGGGAUCAACCUCGGGCGCUAUCGAAAAGAGGCAGAGGAAUUACUGAAACCAAUUCACCAAGAAGAAAGGAACCCUGGGAUACUAGAGAAGGUGGAGGAGAGGAGUCCGGAGCGUCCUAAGUUUUCCGAGUUGAAUGUGUCAGACUUGCUUCAUGUAAGUGUCGGCCCUGUGUUUGGGGCUGCCUCUACUAACGGUGUUCCUACUUCCACCUCUCCAGACUCUGACUCGGCUUUAAAAAAUUGUCAGGACACAAUCAGAUUCUUACAAUUCAUAAUGAAGAAGCUAGCCCACCCCAUCGAGUGUUUGUCCUUGACCUUAGAGGAGGUCACACACAUCAGACAGGUGUUAACGAAGGCGGAGCUAGAGACGCUCAUCACGAACCACGAAAUGUACAACCUCGUGUCAAAAGGAAAGGUGUGCUUUACCUGUAAAUUGGUCAAGUUCUCCAUGUUUGGUCAAUGGGGAACUCGAUGCAAGAUCUGUAAACGCAACGUUUGCAACAACUGUCUCAGAAAGAUGAACAUUCCCACGGAACACUUCCAGAAUAUUCCAGUUCACACACUGAGCCCAAUACCCCUCAGUCCCGAAACCCUGGAUCUUCUCAAAGUCUACGAAAGGACUGGGUCUGUACCCCACACUCCUUCAUCAGAAAGGAAGACCCAGCAAAUCCUGGAGGAACCGGCCGCGAGGCGGACAUCCUUACAGAGAUCCCACACCAUAGGAUCGGGGUCAGCCCCCACCCUCCCCAACAAAAACUUACUGCGGGGCCCCCAGAUGAGUGUGUGCUGUGACUGCAAGACCAUGAUAAUGGAGAUCAUCCGGGCCAGUCGCACAUCCAUCGCUCUCAUCCACAAAGGACAGGAAGCUCAGCCCUCCCCAACCAAGGAGGAGGAGAGAGGGGAGGGGCUUAACCUGUCCACGCUGUCACUCAACAUCAAACAGUUCUUCAACAAGUGAUAGGACAGAAAUCUUCUGAUAAUCAUCCGUGCAAUCUUUUCCUUAUGAUCUAUAUAUCUAUUUGUUUUAAAAUAGCAUUUUUUUUUCGUCCAUUCAUUUUUACACUUAUUCAGUUAAUAAUGAAAUAGAACAAAAGUCUUCCCAUUAUAAAGGUUUCUUUUAUUUUUAAUGGUAAUGUUGAAUGCAAUCUGAACAACUGAGGUAUAUUCGUUGUUAAAAUUCAUGCAGAAUCCACAUUGAAAUUAUCAAACGGUCUCAUGUUUUGGUCAAAUAAAAGAUGAUGUUGUCAAAUGAAUUUAAUUAAGACUUCAAAAGGUCUACCACGCAGAUAUGGAGUUAAAAUUAACAGCAGAUCAUCCACAGAAGAUAAUUCUCUUAUAACACUUUCUAAUCAUUUUGUUAUCAUGUUGAUCAAGAUGUGCCAUGUUGUGUGGUAUUCCCCAGAUCUAUUUAUAGCUGUGAUCUACCUCUCACUCUCUUCAUCAAUGAAAGACUACUCGCCGUCUGGAUAACUUGGACGGUCCAUACAUGGAGUAUAUUUUAUUACAUUAUAUAACAACAGCCAAUCAGUGAUUGUAGCUUAAUUGAACUAAUUGAUAUGCACUUGUUGUCAUGUAUAUUACACAAAAGCUUCUUGUUUUUAUAUAUACUGAAAGUAUUUAUUGUGAGAGGAACGUUUGAGCUGGAUGUGAUAGUGAUGUAAAUAUGUGUCAUGUUUGAUGGUUAGAUGAUGUGCCAAGAACAGUUGACAGAGUUUACAAAGUAUCAUUAAUGUAAUGAUGUUAAGUUUAGUCAGAAAAGUUUGCAUUGAAUCUGAUAAUGAUGCCAUCUUUGUUUUGGUGUCAUGUUUACAUAUUAUAAACAAGGUGACAGCUGAAUGUCUUAAUCUCAUUUUUUAGUGGAAAAACUUAUUCACAGACAAGAUUUUUUUAAUUGAUCAAAGGACCGAAAGAAUCAAAUCAAACCAACUGCAAUUAGCAAACUAAUGUCCCUUGUAUGCAUAAUCUAAUUGUCGUAUUGUCUCAGCCAAAUUAUACAUUAAUCAAAAUUUUAUUCAGAAAACAUUAUAAUUUUUCUUUUGAAAUUUUCAUGUACAUAUUUACUAACAAAAGCUUUACCAAAAGAUUCCAUCCAUGUUUUUUAAGAUCUGCAUUGUGCAUUUAGUGUAGAUACUGGCAUUUAAUUUGUAAUAUAUGCACAUAUAUUGGCUUUAAAGCAUAUAUCAGUUCUUACCAAUCCCUCUACUAUGUUGUAUGAACAAAGUGACUUCAGAUUGACACAUUAAUUUUCAUUCAAACUGCAAUAUCGGAGGGUUUCCUCUUGACGUUUCCGGCUGAUGUUAAUAUUAUGCAAUGAUUUCAGCAAACCAAUGUAAAUCAUGUUUUAAACCUUUGUAUAUUAAACUGUUUUAAAACACUUCA